Molecule: messenger RNA, 603 nt
Organism: Australozyma saopauloensis
Lineage: Eukaryota; Fungi; Ascomycota; Pichiomycetes; Serinales; Metschnikowiaceae
Gene: YKT6
Product: palmitoyltransferase
Exons: 1
Coding region: 1-603 (200 amino acids)
Biological process (GO): endoplasmic reticulum to Golgi vesicle-mediated transport
Cellular component (GO): membrane; Golgi apparatus
Molecular function (GO): SNAP receptor activity
Source: RefSeq, a predicted model, not a curated record
AUGAAGAUAUACUAUAUUGGCAUUCUCACAUCCACCGGAGACAAACCGGUUGAGCUCUGCUCCGCCCGAGAUCUCUCCCAGUUCUCGUUCUUCGAGCGUACCUCUGUAGGCCAGUUCAUGACUUUCUUCUCCGAGACUGUUUCCCAAAGAACCGCCGCUGGAAGCAGACAAAGUAUUGAAGAGGGCAAUUACGUUGGCCACACUUACACCAGAGCCGAGGGCUUGUCCUGUGUAAUCAUCACUGACAAAGAAUACCCUGUCAGACCAGCAUACACAUUAAUCAACAAGAUCCUAGAGGAAUACUUGUCCUUGCAUCCAUCCAAGGAGUGGACUGGUGCCACUCAGACCAACCCUGCAUUGCAAUAUGCCCAGUUGGAUAGCUACUUGAAGAAGUACCAGGAUCCUAGCCAAGCUGACUCGAUCAUGAAGGUGCAACAGGAGUUGGACGAGACUAAGAUUGUGUUGCACAAAACCAUUGAGAGCGUUUUGCAGAGAGGUGAGAAGUUGGACUCUCUUGUCGACAAAUCCGAGGCUUUGUCAUCUUCCUCUAGAAUGUUCUACAAACAAGCAAAGAAGACCAACUCGUGUUGUGUUAUUGUUUGA